CCUGUGGGAUAGUUUUAGUCUCCUUGUGAUUAUGUAUUUACUGUUUAUAAAAUCUUCUUGCUACUUAUGAGUUAAAAGAACUUAAAAUUCCAUUCAGAAUUUGAAAAUUCUGCAGAUAAUGAUGCAUCCGGAAUCAUUUUCAAGUGAUAAAGCAAAUUUGGACUUUUACCAACCACAUUAUGAACACUUCACCAAUCCUGGAGAUAGUACAAGUUGUCUUCAGCGGCUUUGUUGUUUCAAAAUGCGAUCACGGUUCUGUCCGAAAUGUGGUACAUAUCACAAGAAGUCUGGAAAAUACUGUUUGAGCCUCACAAUAGCAGCACUCAUGGCUCUUGUGUUCUUUGUUACUCUGACGGUUUCCUUAACCUACCACAUCAACGACUUCAAAAGUGGGUCUGAAGCACUCCAGCAUUUCCUUUCUCUAAUUAAUUUCGGUAAAGAAAUAAAAAAUCCAGCCAACUACAAUACUUCACAAUUUUCAGUGUUUAUAAACAAUACAAAUAAUACAAGUGUUGACUCAAACUUAGUAUUGAGUGACAUAGUUGAGGAUAUGAUGAGCUCUGAAUAUUCAAAUUUCCAGAACUUUGAGGAUGAAUUGACAAUCUACCCUGGAGAUAUCCAUAACAGAAUAAAGAGAAGUAUUAAUUCAUCAGAAUCCAAACAUGAACACAUAAAUAAUCUUUCUAAUGCAGAGAUUGACUGCUCAACAAUUUUAUCCCAAAAUUAUGCAAACAAAUUCUUACCAAAACAAAAUUCUCUAACCCUAACUAAUCAAGUACAAUUCAAUAAAAUUUAUGAUAAUUGCCAAAGAAAGCUAGUAAGAAAAGAUGUUACAGAAGUAAAAAAUAAUAAAGUGACUCUCUACAAUUUGUCUAAAUCUGAGUUAAUGCUUGAACCUAACAUGAAACAAAUCACACAUUCAGAUCCCACAAGGAAAUCACAAGUAUCAAAAAGUACACAAAAAAUUACCCUUGAAGACUUUGAUGAUUUGGAAGAAGAUAAGUAUACAAGGAAACGCAGUCCCGAUUAUGGGAAUAUUCCUCAGUAUGAUUUUUUGCAUUACAAUCCCAAUUAUUUGAAGCCAACUGACCAUGAAGAGGAAGACCGUUUUUCUUCAAAAACUACAAGUCACAUUUUAAGUGAGAGUGAACCUGUCAGGAAAAAGUUGUCGUAUCCUCCUACAGGCCCAGACGGUUCAAACUUUGCGGAAAGUGUCAAGACAAGUCAACAACUUACGGUUGCCAAUAACCGGAUUUGGAAACCUGUUUGUUUCCAAACACAUAACACUGGUUCACAUGUCCCUCCUGGAUUUGUGUGUCUACCAAUCCCAGUACUUCAGAGUCUCACUGGCCAUAACCCUGCCUUCUAUGACUCCAGAGGAGAUAAAGGAGUGGAUACAAAACCACCCUUACCAACAGUGAUCACACCUAAUGAUGACACUCCUAGUUUGGCGCCCACUGCUGCUGAACGAAUAUUAUCACCUACAAAAUCACCAAGCAUACACGUUCCAACUGCUAUAUCUUCACCCAACCCGUAUUUUUUCCCAACAUUCAACGGUGCACCAAUAAUGUCACAAUUUCCUUACGAUUCUCGUCAGCUACCUCCAUUUACUCCUGGUUGGCCUCACAGAGACGGACUUUCCAAUUUCCACGGCAUUCCCCCUCCUGUUCGAACUUAUCCCCCGUACUUUGGACAAUCACAAAUACAAAGUGUUUCCCCCAUAUUAUUUCCUCAACAAAAUUCCCCAGCCUUUCCACCCCAACCCCUGUAUAACUACCAUAACCCUCAUAAUCCCGUGCUCUGCAUGUAUGUUCCAACUCAGACCCACCAGUUUCCGGUGGUUCAUGGCGUAACUGAAGCAAGAAAUAUAAAGAUUGGAGGUGACUCUGGAAAUCUGAACCCACCAUCUAUUUAUCAUACCAACAGCUCGGGUGGAGCACAGUUUAAAUCAGACGAGAACAGUUGCGAUGCUGAUGAGUUUGCCUGCUUAAAACCUGAAGCUUGUAUCCCCUUAAGCUCUUGGUGUGAUGGUAAAGUUGACUGUCUGGAUGCCAGCGAUGAGACACUAUGUUCCUGCAAACACAGAGUUGAUGAACACCGUCUCUGCGAUGGUUUCUUUGACUGUCCUUCAGGAGAAGACGAACUUGGAUGCUUUGGAUGUGAAGCUGAUUCAUUCAACUGUUUUGAUGUGAGUGGAGACAAUGGGAAGUCUACUUGUGUUCCUCUGUCCAAGAGAUGUGACAACGUUGUGGACUGCCAGAAUCAAAGAGACGAAGACGAAUGUGCCCUACUUGCCGAUUCCAUCUCUUCCCACAAGACCCAUUUUGUGUCAUAUACGAAGGGUCUACUUCACCGCAACUGGCAAGGACGCUGGUAUCCAGCCUGCACUGGCACCGUUGUUACAGAAUGGGCCCAGCAGGCUUGUCUCGCAGAUGUGGGAAUGUUGCUCAGCGAACCUUACAUAGAGAUGAUACCAACGGAUUAUCCUGGACCAUUCAUAAUCCCUAAUGGACCAGACAAGUACACUCUGAGCCAAAUGUGUCAGGAGGAGAAGGUGGUCACCCACGUCACUUGUUCCCCCGUUGUAUGUGGGACGAGACUGUUAAGAUCCAUAGACAACCCUGCGGUAAUCACUCAGAGAGUACGUCUCCACAACUUGAGCAUAAUGACAAAUCAAAGGAAGUCUGAUUAUUUGCCCGAAAAUAAUGAACGUCACAAUGAAGAAGAUAUAAACUCUUACCCUGAAAAUGAUCAAACAGGGCAGAAGGAAGACUCUUAUCCUCUGAAGGCUGUUAAUGAGAUUAAUGAUGAGGAGGGUGAAGACUACGUGCAGCGGGCAAGCAACUUGGAAGAGUUUCAAACACAAUAUGAACCUUUAAAGAAUGACUAUCUAGACCAGACAGUGCCCGGCGGGCUGCAGUGGACCUUAGAGAACAAGAAGGUGGUGGGUGGUGGGGAGAGUGUACCGGGGUCCUGGCCUUGGGUUGUGGCGGUCUACCAGGACGGUACAUUCCACUGUGGUGGCGUCAUUCUUAACCAGCUUUGGGUCAUGACUGCUGCACACUGUGUUGAGAAUUACAUGCACCACUACUACGAGGUGCAGGCGGGGAUGUUGCGGCGGCUGUCAUUCUCCCCGCAAGAGCAAACCCGGCAGGUAACUCACGUGGUGCUCCACAGUCUGUACAACCGCGUGGACAUGCACAACGAUCUAGCCUUGCUACGGCUCCAGCGCCACCUACAGUACAACCGCUGGGUGCGGCCCGUGUGUCUGCCUGACCAGUACGGCCCGUCGCCCGGCACUGUGUGUACAGCUGUCGGCUGGGGCGCUACGGUGGAACAUGGACCUGACCCCGACCACCUGCAGGAGGUGGAUGUGCCCAUCCUGCCCUACUGCAAGCGUAAGGUGGACCAGGUGGGGGAUGAGAUCUGUGCAGGCUACAUUGAAGGUGGUCAUGACACUUGUCAAGGUGACAGUGGCGGUCCUCUGCUCUGCAAGGCCCUGGGAAAGAAGGAAAGAUGGUAUGUGGCCGGUGUCGUGAGCCAUGGAGAGGGUUGUGCCAGACCUGAUGAACCUGGUGUGUAUACACGUGUCUUCCUCUUCGUGGACUGGAUCAGAAGCAUCAUCAAUGAACAAGUUUACUCCUUCUCACUGAGACAGAUGCCAAAGCAAGAGUGCCCAGGUCGUCAGUGCAGCUCAGAGAGACAUUGUGUACCUCUUACCAGACUGUGUGAUAUUCGAAUCGACUGUUUGAAUGCUGAAGAUGAAACAUCCUGCAAGGAACAAUACCUUGGAAGGCCUCAUUUUGCACCUCAUACAUUCAAUAGCUCAGAAAAUCAUGAAUAUGUUGAUGAAGAAAACAAUGAAAAUACUUCAUCUCGAGGGGAAGAAGGUUCAAAUGUAUUUGAAGAAACCACAGAUGUUACUGAAUUUACUAGUAUGAGAAAUUUAAUUGAAUACAAUAAUGAACAAGAAACACAAUUUAAGAGUGAACAUUUCAAGAAUUUGGAUGAACAUCCUAAAACAACUUCUAAGUCAUAUGAGAAUGAAAUAACAGACAGUACAACUGAACUUGCUCCUCACUUCACUGAUGACACUACCUAUAAUGAUAGGUUUACAACUGAUGAUCCUUCAGUGAGCACUAUCAUCACCACUAGUUCACAAAUAGUUGAAGAAAUUACUACUACUAAUUUAAUCACUGAUGGAAUAAAAAUUAUCAGUGAUAUGGAUAAUCAAUCCAAAAUCAAUGUUCCUAAUGAAGGGGAUGAUAUAGUUACAACUGAUUCUUUAAUGAGCACCACUAUUUCUUAUUCACAAGACACUCAAGAAAUCACUAAUGUUGAUUCAUUUAAAGAUGAAAUACAUAUAAUCCAUGAGUACAUACCUGACCAUCAUAUUGUUGAGAAUGUAUCAGAUACAACAUCCCAUGAGGUUCAUAAUGUAAAUAUUCCAACUUACUUAGUCAACAUUCUGUUUAAAGAUGGUAUUAAUUCAAGCAGCAAUGCUUCAUCCCAUAGCAAACAAAUAGAGGAGACAGUUGUUGACAAUAAAAGCACAACUGAGCAAGGCAUUUCACAUGAUUAUGAUUCUAAAGGUAAAACUGAUAAUGAUUCAAAAUCAGAACAUAGUGGCCUAGAGAGAGAUGACCCUACUGAAGUUCCUUUUAUGGACAAAGGAAAAGGAAUUAGUGGUGAAGGAACUAAACUUGUAAACAGCUCUGAAGAAUAUCACCAUGAAAAUCAAAGUACAAAUUUAGAAACAUCAGAUAAACAAAACAAAAUAAAAAUAAUAAAACUUGAUGGAAACACAACCCACAAGAGUAUUAACUUUAUUGAAAAUAUUACUGUAGUCGAACCCUCGUAUACAAAGGCAAAGAAUUAUUCAGUAUAUUUUCUUGAUCAUAUUACUAAUCAAAAUGGUAACGCUAAUUCUAGAAUUAUCAAUGAAAAUGAGGCUUCAACAGUUUCUCAAAUUAAUUCUACCAAUUUCAACGCUGAAAUUGAGCGAGUAACAGAAUCAACAAAAAUUACAACUCAAAGAGGGCAAAAUGUUCAUAAGAAUCCUUUCAUAAUAGACGAUGUCUCCAAAACUGAAAAACAGUUCUAUAAAAAUUUUUGUAAACAUUUUAUGAACAGUAAAGAGGAUUUAUCUGAACAAACAGAACAAAACAAUAAAACUAAUGUCAGCCCAUCCAGUGAUAACAAUGAGAAGAGUACUGGUCAGAAGGCAACAACAGAACUCAGUAUUUCAACAGAGAGUUCUACUGUCAUAAAUCCUAUACAUGGAAAAAGAAAAAAUAACACAUCAAAAAUUAAAACUCCUCAUAAUCUAAUCUUUGUCUGCAAGAGAUAUGAACAGCCAUUGUUGAUGACUAGAAGAUGUGACGGGUUUGUUGACUGUGAGGAUGGAACUGAUGAAAUGAACUGUUCCUGCAAAGAAAGACUCGUUCACCUCAACCCAAACCUGAUCUGUGAUGGUCAGAUCCAUUGCUUCGAUCGGAGUGAUGAAGCACAUUGUAAACGGAAAUGCAAGAAAAAAGAAUUCUUUUGUCCUAAGAGUAAAAAGUGUAUUCCUCAAGCUUCACGGUGCAAUGGGAGAUAUGACUGUUCAAAGGGUGAUGAUGAAGAGGAUUGUUAUGCUCUAGUGGAUCCAGAGUCUCGCCAGUCAAGAUUCGCCGAUGAAGGGCUGGUGGCUGUCAACUACAAGAGCAAGGGAUGGCAGCCCUUGUGCGUGUCUCCCCAGGACAAUCAGGGCAUAGCCUUUACUGCUUGUGCCUCUUUAGGAUUUCGUGGAUAUGAAUAUGCCCGGGGAGAAGCUGUGACAGAUGUGUCAGUAGCUGUGCCUGCAUGCACCAAUCUGAGGGUGAAAUGCUUGACAUGGAAGGAAGGGACUCCAUGGUUGGGAUCAGUGCUGGUAGAAGGAGAACUGAGAGCUUCAGCAGCAUUGAUUGAUCAAAGUUGGCUCAUAAUCAACAUACCCUUCUGCAGAAUGGUCAAUUUGAAAACCCAAUACACCGAAGUGUCAUUUGGGCACAGCGAGGUGUCCAAAUUUGGAAUUCGAGGGCUGAACGAACAGACUAGAAGGGUUGACAACUUUGUUGUUGUUGGGGAUUCCAGUGUGUGCCUUAUACACCUGGAGUCACCAGUUCAAUUCAAUUAUCACGCCCAACCUCUACAAAUUAGCCUGGUGUGGGGCUCUAGAGACCCACACUUUACCAUUAUCUCAGCCUGGUGUGGGGCUCUAGAGACCCAUGCCUUUACCAUUAUCAGCCUGGUGUGGGUCUCUAGAAGCCCAUGCCUUACCAUUAUCUCAGCCUGGUAUGAGACUCUAGAGACCCAUGCUUUACCAUUAUCAGCCUGGUGUGGGUCUCUAGAGGCCCAUGCCUUACCAUUAUCUCAGCCCGGUGUGGGGCUCUGGAGGCCCAUGUCUUACCAUAACCUCUGCCUGAUUGGCGAUGGAAUGUCAGAGAACGGAUUCGUCAUAGUGGAAACUCUGUCCAGUACAGCAUUGAUUGCCAUGUUUUCUUCUUAUAAAAUAUUUUGUGGUGAUGCCAAUGAAAUAAUCUCCUUGAAGAAAUUAUCACCACUCAAGGCUUCAAUUUCAGUAGUAACAGAGGAGAACGGUAAGAUACCAUCUGUACCUGCCCCUGCCUGCGAUGGUGUGAGAUGUGGAAAAUGUGUGAGUUGGGCCAAGGUUGGAGAUGGAGCACAAGACUGUGUGAACUACACCGAUGAAUCCUCUCGAGCCGUCAGAGACAAAGAGCGAGCUUGUCAAAGGAACACCAGUGUGUGCAGAUGCAGAAGAGACCAGCUGAGGUGCGGUGAUGGCCAGUGUGUGGACAAGGGCCUGUACUGCAACGGUCACCGAGACUGCGCAGAUGGCAGCGAUGAGCCAGCGCAGUGUGAGAACAGCUGUUUACAAUACUUACGGCUGACUGACGCUGGGAAAAUUUGUGAUGGAGUGAGGAACUGCUUUGACAAGUCAGACGAGAUCUGGUCACAGUGUCACAACACAGCUUGCCACUUGGAUGGUGCCUAUAGAUGUGCAGGAACCAGUACAUGUAUACCUCAAGAAUUUGUUUGUGACAAUGAUGUAGACUGUCCAAAUGGUGAUGAUGAACAACAUUGUGUCGCAAUUCAAUGGACCUAUCCUCAAAGAGUGGAAGGACUGUUGGCAGAACGCCGCUUUGGUACUUGGACUCCUAAGUGUUUGAACACCACAACUACAGACUUUACUGCAGUCUGUAAAGAGGUUGGCUUCAAUAAGGCUGAACACCACGAGCUGACAGCGCCCAACAGUACUGUUGCCGUAGCUGACAGUUUUAGCCCUGUAAGGCUGAACAAUAGGACAACUAUUCUGCUCAGACAAGGAAGACCUAUGCUUGAAGUUGACAAAAACAAAGAGUGUAAAUAUGUGUAUAUAACUUGUACGUAAUUUUUUAACAUAAAUAUAAUAAUAUUUUUAUUAUUCA
Messenger RNA from Homalodisca vitripennis (glassy-winged sharpshooter), 7469 nucleotides. RefSeq names its product serine protease nudel (gene ndl). Gene Ontology annotation, biological process: proteolysis. NCBI's taxonomy places the organism in Eukaryota, Metazoa, Arthropoda, Insecta, Hemiptera, Cicadellidae. The transcript is spliced from 24 exons. Bases 119 to 7432 code for a protein of 2437 amino acids. The record is from RefSeq and is a predicted model, not a curated record. Gene Ontology annotation, molecular function: protein binding; serine-type endopeptidase activity.